Molecule: messenger RNA, 756 nt
Organism: Nematolebias whitei (Rio pearlfish)
Lineage: Eukaryota; Metazoa; Chordata; Actinopteri; Cyprinodontiformes; Rivulidae
Product: mast cell protease 4-like
Exons: 5
Coding region: 1-756 (251 amino acids)
Biological process (GO): proteolysis
Molecular function (GO): serine-type endopeptidase activity
Source: RefSeq, a predicted model, not a curated record
AUGAAACAAACAAGCUGCUUCAUAUAUGCCCUUCUGCUGGUCACCAUUACGGGUGCCACUAAGAGUGGCAUAGUGGGCGGUAAAGUUGCAGAGAAGCACUCCAGACCGUACAUGGCAUCGAUCCAGGUUGACGGGCAACAUUUGUGUGGUGGGAUUCUUAUUCGCAAAGAUUUUGUUCUAACUGCAGCCCACUGCAAAGACUGUUAUCGUGAUAUGACAGUGGUACUCGGUGCGCAUGACAUCAGCCAGAAGGAGAAAAGUCAGCAAACGCUAAAUGUGAAAAAGUACCACGUGCAUCCAAAAUUCAAUAAAAAAUUUGAUUACGACAUUAUGUUACUUGAGCUGGAAAAAAAGGCCAAACUGAAUAAGUAUGUGAAACUGCUUGGAUUGGUGGAGAAAGAUGAAAAAAUCCCUACGAACGUUUACUGUGCUGUUGCUGGAUGGGGCAACACUGGACCUACAGAGUCUUCUUCAAAUCUUCUCAAAGAGGCCACAGAGAAGAUACAAUCUAUCUCCGAGUGCAAAAGUAUUUGGAAAGAACAUUUCAUUUCCCAGCAUAUGAUUUGUACUACGUUCAACAAAAAGGAAGGAGGAGUGUGUCAGGGGGAUUCUGGUGGACCACUUAUUUGCAACACCAAGCUUCAAGGCAUAACUGCCUACACAGCUGAGAAUGCAUGUGACGAUCAGAAAUAUCCCCAUGUCUUCACUAAAGUUCAUUUCUUUCUUCCCUGGAUCAAGACAGUGAUGAGGAAAUAA